GCUGCUUUUUAAUAAUUGUAAUAGUGACUGUAAUAAUUGUAUAAUGUAUUUGUCAUACCUAUUGCUGCUGUUGAGUGUCCAUGCCUUUGUGUCACCCGAUAUAAUACAAGGAAACACUAACUAUUCAGAAAUGUUAGAAUUGCACAUGGAGUCCUGCUUGGACCUGAAAAAACUAAACCACAUGCCCAAUCUGCAUACACUGAAAUUGGAUUACUGCGACAUCGAAACUUUUAGCAUGGACUAUCUGGUUCCAGUACCACAGCUAACUGCCCUUGAGAUCCGACGUGGGAAUCUUUUGUUGCUGCACGAUAAACACUUUGCCAGGUGGCCCAAUAUGAAAAUCCUUCAGUUGGGAGGGAACUUCAUAACUAAAGUAACCAAUGAAUCCUUCAAAGGUAUACCGCAGCUCUGGUUGCUAGCUUUGCCGGGAAAUGGUAUUGAGUUUUUGCCCCAGGGUGUAUUCCAUGAUCUACCCGAGCUACUGCACCUUGACCUCAGUGGAAAUAAGAUUAUGAACCUUCAGGAAAACACAUUUGCUGGAAACCGUAAGCUUCAGAUGCUGCUACUCAAUAGGAAUCCCUUGACGAGAAUACCGCCAACGGUUCUGGGAUCUCUAAGGAAUCUACUUCUUUUGGACCUGAACAACGCUGGACCUCUGCAGAAUCUCACACUGCCAAGUGCUCAUACCAUAAUCCUGGACAAGAUCGGUUUGAAGUAUCUGGAUAUUAAGGGCAGUGUUAUAAAACUCCAAGCGAGGUCCAACCAGCUAAUCAAUAUAAAAUUUGCUGACAAGAGCUCUAUAAUCGAGCUAGAUCUAAAUAACAAUUCAUUGACGACUUCUGAUAUCCAAGGAGUUCUUAAAGGCAUGUGGAGACUUCAAGGCCUGGACCUUUCCGAAAACCUCAUAGAUAACUUUACUGCAGCGAGUGUCAAUUCAAGUGAGCUCUUGUUGCUGCCCAAUCUUAUGUACUUGAACCUUUCGGGAAAUCUUCUGGAGCACCUACACAAUAAUUCUUUAUUGCCAUGGACAAGGCUUACCCAUUUGGACUUGGCGUACAAUAGAAUGAAAAACUUACCAGAAUUUGGUAUACAGGACGUUUUUAAUCUUCGAAGCUUGAACUUAGUGGGAAAUUUAUUUAAUAAUGAUAGUGAAAUCAAGAAAAGAGCACGGGAAGUUUAUACGAUUCUCAGAGUAGCUGGUGUGCAAAUUAUGAUUAAUAUGAAAAUAUUUGAUGAUGACACAUUGGAUUCCGCCAGUCCUUGGACUCUCUUAUUCUGUAUUUUCUUUUUUAUUUCUUUCUUGGCGAACUUAUUUUUUGUGGGGCAACUCUGCUAUAAUAGGGAUAGACAAAUCGUGCCGGUGGCAACAACAAUGGAAACAAUAGCUAUGAACCAAGUUGAUCCUGACGACGAGUUUUUUGAUUAACCGAUAAACACUAUAUGUUUUGUUUUUAAAAUUUAAAAUUCAUCUAACAAUGGUGCAUUCAAAAAUACAGUACCGAAUACUCGAUUA
Molecule: messenger RNA, 1513 nt
Organism: Drosophila takahashii
Lineage: Eukaryota; Metazoa; Arthropoda; Insecta; Diptera; Drosophilidae
Product: toll-like receptor 6
Molecular function (GO): protein binding
Source: RefSeq, a predicted model, not a curated record